This is a messenger RNA of Spirodela intermedia, 1962 nucleotides long. The record is from the annotation of a GenBank genome assembly. Lineage: Eukaryota; Viridiplantae; Streptophyta; Magnoliopsida; Alismatales; Araceae.
AUGUCUAAACUCUAUUUUCCUACUUUUAACUUAAUUUUUGUUUCAUUUAGUGUUAAUUUGUGUGAUUUAAAUUUAUCAAGAUAUACUUCUUUCAAUUAUAUUUUUUUAACUUUUAUAGAUCUUUAUUUUAUCAAUUAAAUUAUCUGUAAUUGCUUAUGUAAGAAUCACUAGGUGGAACUUUGUUUCCACGUGAUUUGCAUUCAUUGAACACUAAUGCCAUUUUGACGUCCGUACCCUUAUUUCUCUUUUUUGUGAAUUUUAAAUAUAUUUUAUUUUCAUUUCUUAAUAUAAAGUUCAUAAAAAAAUCUUACUAUUUGAAAAAAAUUCUAAAAAAUUACCCAAUAUUAUAUUACAUCUCUGUGAUUGACCUGAAAAAUUACCACUAGUUUUGAAAGUUUUAUUGAAUUAUAAUUGAUAUAAUUGUUCAGAAAUACUUCUAAAUAUCUAAAAAUUAGUAUUUUCUAGUUUUACAAAUUUUAAAAUUGUAUGAUUUACUAUAUAAUGAGUAAGUCACGUCACUAACCCCACUUGACUUUUAUGAAGUCAACUAGUGAUUCUCUCAUAUUUUCUUGAUAAUUAUUUGAUUGUAAGGACUUAGGUGAUUAUGAGUUGAAAGUGAUCGAAGAAGCCUAAGCCUUCAGCCCAAGGAAAAGCUCAAGUCUUAUCAAAAGAACGGUCUAAUAUGUUUAUGGGCCCAAGAGAGAGCAUCACCUUGGCCUAACUCAUUUGGACUUAAAUGGGCUAUCAAAAGAUGAGAUCUAGGCCGCCCAUCUUAAGGUGCCUUAAGAUGAGAUUAAGAGAAGGUUUAGAACACUACUCUCAUAAAAGAAUUCGGGCCGUCCACCAAGAGAGUCAAUUAUUAAUCAUAAUCAUCUAUUAGAGGGGCCUAAUUCUUGAGAGGAUUAAGGCAUCUGGCCCCCCUCUUGGGGGGUGCUUUUUGGCUCUCUCUCUAAUAGUAGCAAGCCAAAGGAAAUAGGAGAGAAAUUAGGGCCUAGUCAAUGACAUUCUUGUGCCCAAGAUCAUCGUGUAAAAGAGAUUACUUAGAGCGCAUCAAGAUUAUUACAGAUCAAGCAUCACUUGGCCUAAGAUUGGUGCACAAUGAGGUUUGUGCAAAAUCUUGAUUUAAGAUGUCCUUGUAAUCCUCUCCAUUGAUAAAUUAACUCUUAGUUGGAACUAGUUUUAUCAUUUAUUCUAUCAUUCUAUUAUGUUAGAUCCAUUCUCUCCCCUUUGCCACACUUUCUAUUUUUUUUAUCUUCACCUUUUUUAAAUUUAAUUUUAUUUUUCAUAAUCUCAAGUAUAUCAAUAUAUAUAUAAGAAAUAAAAUAAGUAACAUUCUUACUCUCAUUACCCACACUCCCUGAGGGUCGACCCUUACUUAUCUUAAAUAGAACAAUGAGGUUUUAUAAAUAUUAUUUGGAUGAACUUGGUUGCAUCAUGAUGAUAUGUUUAACCUCUAAAUCUUGUUUAUCAAUUUCAUCGUUUACUAGUUCAAUGGUAGUGUAAUGACGGGGGAGGGUGUAGUAAAGCCACAAUAUGCCCUACAUUCCUAGUUCGAUUUAUGCACUACAUUCUAUCAUAUAGGCAUGACGUGCCUCAAUCAUUGUAUAUUAAAUCACACAAAUAUAAAAUUUAUAAAAUUAGAAAAUAUGAUUUUUUAGAUAUUUAGAAGUAUUUCUAAACAAAUAUAUUAAUUAUAAUUUAAUUAAACUUCCAAAAAAUAGCAAUAACUUUCUAGGUUGAUCAUAGGGUGUAAUAUAAUAUCUGGUAAUUAUUUAGAAUUUUUCUCAAUGAAUAUGAUUUUUUAUGAAUUUUAUACUAAGAAAUGAAAAAGAAGUAUAUUUAAAAUUUACAAAAAAGGAAAAUAAGGGUGCGGACAUCAGGAUGAUGUCAGCACCUGAUGAACGAGAAUUAGGCAGAAAUAGAGUUCUGUCUAGUGAUUUUUACGUAAGUUAUUACAAAUGA